Molecule: messenger RNA, 5257 nt
Organism: Verruconis gallopava
Lineage: Eukaryota; Fungi; Ascomycota; Dothideomycetes; Venturiales; Sympoventuriaceae
Exons: 3
Coding region: 813-4187 (1124 amino acids)
Biological process (GO): Ras protein signal transduction; positive regulation of GTPase activity
Cellular component (GO): plasma membrane
Molecular function (GO): guanyl-nucleotide exchange factor activity; protein binding
Source: RefSeq, a predicted model, not a curated record
GGCCACUCGGCCACACCACACCACCACCUCGACCACCACCUCCUCCUCCUCGACGCACUCUCUGACUCCGUUGCCCCAGACGCUUUCUCCGUAGGCUCGCGCCACCCUUGCCCGUCCCUCCGCACAGCCGUGCAGGUUGGCUCGCUGCUUUGGGGCCUAACCCCAGGCGGCCUGCUGAGCGAGCGAGCUGCACCUGGGGCCUUUUUCGAGCGCGACACUCGCUGGCCACCAGCAGGGGCCCAGCCCUUUCUGGCUCGCUCUCGCCCUCCCCUGGCCAGCGGCCUGCUGAGGCGUUCCCCACAACAACAAAAGACGCUUUCCCUGCAACCCUGACCCUUUUGCAUUCGACGACACCCCCAAUCGCAGACUCCGCCCUCGCGACUCUCCCACUGCUCUCUUCUCCGACGCAACAAUCUCGUCCUCCAUGCCCGUCGCUGCGGCCCUGUGCUGUGCUGUAGCGUAGACCGACCUGUACGCAUUUUGAAGAUCCAUCGCCUUAGUCUGCUGCGCAGUCUCCACCUUCGCUCCGUGUGGCGUCCGCCGCACUGCUCACCCAAAACCGGCCCUCGCUGCUCGACCUCAAGCGUUUUUCGCACGCCCAUAUCGACGCGUCAUUCUCCAUUCGAUCUCCGAAGCGCGACGUACGGAAUCGAGGGGUCUCCAAGGCCUACAUGCGGCACCCUGGGUCCGCCAGAGCCCACCGCAUACACAACUGCAAGCCGUGUCCUUGCUCGGUUUUCUAGUCCAGAAUUGGCAGGCCUCGACGGCAGACAAGCACUGCACGAGCGGUUGAAUGAGACGAUAACACCACCAUGAACGGCUACGCAGGCACGACCGCGCCGCCGGGGACCAUGUACGUUCGCGCUCUGUACAACUACGACGCAGACGACCCCACGAGCCUGAGCUUCCGCCAGGGCGACAUCAUACAGGUCAUCACCCAGCUGGAGAGCGGGUGGUGGGAUGGCUUCAUCAACGGCGUGCGAGGAUGGUUCCCUAGCAACUACUGCCAGCUGAUCAAUCUUGACGAGGAGGGCGGGGAGGAACUCGAACAGAGGCAGGCGCUGGACCAGAGCGACCAGAGCGACGACGAGCCGUACGAGCCCAGCAUCACCAGCGAGAAGAGCGCCGAGGUCCGAGAUCCUGCAAGGCAGCAGGAAGAGGCUGCGUUUUGGAUACCGCAGGCCACGCCGGACGGGAGGCUCUACUACUUCAACACGCUCACCGGCGUGAGCACCAUGGAACUGCCGCUUGAGACCCCACUGAGCAUGAACGAAGACGGCCGUGGUGGCGCCAACACCCUUCUCCCGACGACCACACGGCCUCCACCCGAACUCAUGGUGGGCGGCAUGGAACGCGAAGACGACACGGACUAUGAGAAUUCGGAAUCCGAGACGGGCUCGGCCCUCGAGCAGUCUAUGGGCUCCUUGCGGCGCCCCAACCUCUCUCGCGAGAGUUCGAUGGAGUCCAUGAACGGUCGCGACCGCGGCAUGGCCGACACGAGCCUGUCCAUGCUGCAGUCUACCAUGCCGGCUCUCGGCACGACAAUGACGUCCUUCGCGGGCAGUCCCAUGCAGAAUCCAAUGGGCGUGGGGCACCAGAUGUUUGAAGACCUGGAUCCCGUACCUCUCACUUGGAAUCGCUUGGUCGACGACAUGAGAAGGGCAAUCGAACGCUUCAGACAGGCGAUUGAAAACCACCAACGCUCCGAGUUCGUCAGACGCGCCGAAGACAUUUCGGAUCAGCUGAGGCUACUUCUCGCCGCCGGCUCCGGCACGACAGACAACCACUCUGGCAACCCUUCCAUCAUCAGCACCAACAAGGCGCUCUAUCCCCACUUCAGAGAGACCAUGUCACGCUUCUCGAAGCUCGUCCUCUCGUCGCACAUUGCCGCUGCGGACUUCCCUCCUCCGGACUCGUACGCAAAGUGCUUAAAAGAGGCAGACGGCGUGCUCAACGGCGUGUAUGGAUUCGUCGACAUUGCACGGCAGCAACGCGGUGACGAGAUCCCACGUCUGAUUCCUGGCUUCCUCGUGAACAACUACAGCGGUGGGAACUGGAGGAACAACGGCUUUACCAAACCUACCACCAUUUCCGCUUCGCAUUACCACGAGGCAGAUGACUACGACGGUGCCGAACCUAGCACACGGCUCGACAUGAUUGUCCUGGAACGACUGGCCGGCGAAAAGGCAAUGAUCGAGCAGGCGCUCAAGCGGCUCAAGGAGCAACUCAUUCUCACCGACAAGAUCAUCACGCCGAUGAAGCACAAGAUCUUGGGUGACAACGUGUGCAAGGUCGCAAGCAAGGUGCUGGAGCUGUACAGGCCGUACCUGGCUACCAUUGAAUCCAUCAACCUCAGCCCUCUGGGCAAUGACUGCUCCGAUCCGAACGUUGUGGACUUCAACGGACAGAAGCAGCGACUGUACGAUAUCGUGUCUGAACUUCUCAUCGUCUGCCAGGCAGUGGCUUCGCCUCUGCCCGAUGAAUGGGCAAAGAUGCGCAACGACUCGCUCGAGGAACGACUGCAAAUGGUUUCGGCUGUCGUUGACAGUCUGUUUUUGAUAACACGUCAGAUCUAUCAGUCACUUCAGCUGCUGUCCGAUCUCAUGCCCAUAGGUGAUGCUUCGCCUGUGAAGCCGGUCGAGCAAUCCACUCGAAUCGACAGCGCGACAUCGCCGCCGUCUUUCGACCCAAGGGCACGCUCGGGCUCAAGAUCGACGCAGAUUACCGAGUACGAUGACACCCGACGACCGUCGACCGAGGGCCCGCUCAACCUCAACUCAAAAGCGCGACAGCUGGCCGGCAUCAAGGACAACCAGGCCGUGAACUUUCGCGUUGCGGAGCCAGUCGGCGAAGAGAUCCCGGCCUUCUUGCGCCUCGAGCAUGAAGACGAGAUCACGUACGACACCAAGGUCAGUCCGCCUCAGCUGCGAGGUGGCACAUUGACCGGUCUGGUCGAGCAACUGACGAGGCAUGACAAACUCGACGCUGUCUUCAACGCCACUUUCUUGCUCACAUACCGCUCAUUCACUACCGCAAAGGAGCUCUUCGAGAUGCUGGUCAAACGUUGGUCUAUCCAACCACCCGACAAUCUGUCGCCGGACGAAUAUCAGCUCUGGGUGGAGAGGAAGCAGAAACCGAUUCAGUUUCGCGUCGUCAACAUCUUAAAGUCGUGGCUCGACACGUACUGGAUGGAGGAUAUGAACGACGAAACAAGAGCUCUCAUCAUGCACAUGCUUGGCUUUGCCAAAGACUUUGUUGCGACUACAAACACGCCCGGUGCGGCACCGCUGAUCUCAACAAUCGAGCAGCGUUUGAAGGGCGUCGAGGCGCCCACUAAGCGAUUGGUUCUUACGCUGAACCAGACGACGCCGGUCUCGAUCAUGCCGAAGAACUUGAAGAAGCUCAAGUUCCUAGACAUCGACGCGACCGAGUUCGCCCGACAGCUGACCAUCAUCGAGAGCAGACUGUACGGCAAGAUCAAGCUUGUCGAGUGCUUGAACAAGACUUGGCAGAAAAAACUUGCCCCUGGCGAGGAGGACCCAGCCAAGAACAUCAAAGCCCUGAUCCUGCACUCAAAUCAGCUCACCAACUGGGUGGCCCAGAUGAUUCUAAACCAGAACGAUGUCAAGAGGAGGGUCAUUGUCAUUAAACAUUUUGUCUCGAUAGCAGACAAAUGUCGUGGACUGAACAAUUUCUCCACCUUAACCUCGAUCAUCUCCGCGUUGGGCACCGCACCUAUUCACCGUUUGUCCAGAACUUGGCAGCAGGUCAAUGGCAAAACGAAGGACACUCUUGAAGCCAUGCGCAAGCUGAUGGGGUCCACCAAGAACUUCGCAGAGUACCGCGAAACCCUACGCAAAAUCAACCCGCCAUGCGUGCCCUUCCUCGGCGUGUUCUUGACUGAUCUCACCUUUAUUGAGGACGGCAUUCCGAGCCUUAUCAAGAAAUCCAACCUCAUCAACUUCGCCAAACGCGCCAAGACAGCCGAAGUCAUUCGAGACAUACAGCAGUACCAGAACGUGCCAUACCCGCUAGCACCGGUGCCAGAGCUGCAGGAGUACGUUCUAACCAACAUGAGGAACGCCGGAGAUGUACAUGAGAUGUAUGAGAUGAGUCUGGCCGUGGAGCCGCGAGAAAGAGAGGAUGAGAAGAUUGCUAGACUUCUCAGCGAAAGUGGGUUCCUAUAAGCUUGCAUUUUUUUUGGCAUUUUUUGGUACAGCCGACCCUUUUCCCUUCAAACAAACAGCAUCCGGCGUUCGAACGGGCGAACUUUGUUACACUUUUCGGCACGAGGCGACGUAUGUGAGCUUGGCUGUCAAGAGCACAGCCAACUUGGGGUGGGUGUGUAUGCCGUUCUUCGCCCUCAUAACUUCUGCUUGGCAAGCGUUAAUUGCAUGUUUUUUUGGGUCACACUUCGCUUUGAAAGACGAUAGGCUAGUGCUUAUACGACGGCUUCAAAACUCGGGAUGGAAAGCUCUUGUGACGAUGUAUGUCUGAAAUGAAGAAAUCUGGCACAUUUGAAUCACGAUUUGGCUGCUAGGGAUGGAUCCGGUUUACCGCAAGACACAAUGAUGAACGUUCAGCCCCAGUAAGCCAUGCUUUUGAUGUAUUAUCCCAGCGGGUUUCAUAGGGUAGAAGAGUUACCAUGAAUCAAGAUGGGUUUACUCGCUUUGAAAGGGGUCCCUGCCGUCGCAAUCCGAAACAAAAAGCGUUGUGUUCAAAGUUCGCCUAUCCACACGUGCAAGCUGCAGUACAGCUACGACCCGGCGGCUUAAAACGCAAUCUUUCGGCGCCCUUUUCCGAUCUUUCGAGUCUUGGUCAAAACCAAGCAUGAGACGUACGCGAGGCUCACCCGCGUGGUUCAAGGACGUCGCAACAAGAUUACCGCGACCGCCACGGCCACCGGGAACACAUCGAGGCUCAGGAUGUGGCUGACUCUCUUGUGGCCUGUGGUGUAUGAAGCAAGACGGAUCAAUUUUUUUUUGUCGAGGGGGUGCUGAUGGUACGCAAGGUGGUGACCUGCCACGACUGGUGCGCCGCAUCCUUGCUUCGGUGUAUUAGGCUACUCGAUCAAUCCGUUUCGACAACGCAUAGAGGACUGAAUGGGAAUGGAAGGCUCACAUCCAAAAAAGCAAGCAAGUCAUGGUGUUGAAAGCUGUAGAUGAUCGGCCUUUUGUUUCUACUCAUUCUCAUUGAACGACUUGACAUCUGGUCUCUUUUCUUUGUUGCCGCACUUUGCAACAUAGAGCGGGCGGAU